AAUGGGAUUCCUGAUUUUGUCUUGGUCAGAGAGCCAUUGUUUCAAAACGUUAGGUUAUGGUUAACAGCCCAUAGUUUUCAGUUAUUAAUAAAUAGUUGCCUGAAUUGAAUGCAUGACGCGCGUAGAAACAGUAACCAGAGGGACACAACGUUAGCAACUGAAACAUGUAACGUUAAGUUACAUUGAAUACAAUUGCGUUCACUUAGGCCUGAAGGUAACGGCUAAGAUAUUUAAGACUUUUUCGUGGUGACAUGUUAAAAUGGAGUAUAAUUUCCCAGACAUUACAAAGAUGAAGGAUCCAACUCGUCAAAACAAAACCUCAGAGAAAAUGGCUGAGGCGAAGGACAGAGCUGCAGGUCCGGUCCGGGAAGGCUUUGACCUGCCUUCUACGGGUAAAAUGCUGUCCAGGCCUGGACUUCAUCUGGAGGAAAAAAUCGAACAAGAGAAGACCAGAUUGCAUCGUCUGAUCAGAGAGCAGAACCUCCUGAGUUUUUCCGUGACCAAAAAGGAGGCCAAGCUGAAGCUGCUGCAGGAGACACUGAGGGACAAAGACUUCAAGCCACCUGGUUACAACGAUGAAGACUCGUACAACCAGCGCAAACAGCAGCUGGAGAUCAACAAAGACAAGAUGAGCAUUAAGAUCAUCGCAGCUGAGGAUAUCUAUAUGGCCUACCAACAAAUCCAUGAACACCUGCUGCAGGAGGUCCGUGAGAUGUGCAAAGCCCACGACCACAAAGUGGACGCCGUCAGCAUUGGACAAGCAGAGGUGGAGAGAGCAAGCAAACAAUCCCAGGCAGCAGCAGCGGCUCUGGAGAGCUCACAGGGCUGGAUGGUUGACAUGGAUGACGAAUUCCUGAGGAAGAAAAGAGAAAUGGAUUUUGAGCUUUACCAACUGAAUGAAGACGAAAGGAAUCCAGAAAGGACACUCAAGCAUCUUAGUGCCACAAGCCAGAGCAGGCAGAAAGAGCGGGAAAUUGAUGGUGACCAAGGAAAGGAAGAAGCCACAGAUCAUCAGUGUUGUGACGUCAGUGGCGCUUCCCAGUCUGAAAGGAAGCUGGUGGAGGACAUGGAGGCUCUGCGAGAAGCUCUGGGCGACUCUGAUGUGCAGGAACUAGGUCACAAACUGGUGUCUCAGUGGGCCACCCAGGAGCAACUCCUUGCCAAGCUGACCCGGUACCAGGACCAGAUCAGACAGGGGGCCGAAGCCUUCGCCGAGCUGGACCUCCAGCACACCAAACUCAAGUUCGGGGCCGGACCUUCAGCCGCGAGGUUGGACGAGCUGAGGGCAGAAGUGAAGGCCGAGUGGGAAGAGAAAGCGCUCCGUGUUCAGCGACUGCAGGCCGAGCUGAAGCAGUCCCAGGACCUGUUGGACCGUGCGAAGCAGGGGGUCAACAACCUGUACUUCAGGAUGAGCUGCGUCUCCGUAGAGGGGGUUCCCAGUGCGUCCCGUACCGACUGCAUGGACCAACUGGAGGACAUCAGAGCCCGUCUGCCUAUAUUACUACAAAGAGCAUCGGAGCAGGAGGCAGACGGCGGCUUGCACCAAGAGACGCUUUACACUUUGCACGAACAGCUCAACACGCGGGAAUCAAGGAACGCCAAGACACAAAGCGCCCCUAUAGUCCCUCCCCAUCUCAGCGACGGCGAAGAGGGCAGCGCUCCGUCCCGCGAGGAGAUCAAACGCUGCAGCAGCAGGCUGAUUGAAGCCGGGCAGAAGAAGUCAUCAAGAGCCAAGUGGAAGCAGUAGAUACUCGGACCCCGCUGCGUGGUACCACGGGGCUAAUGAAAUAAACAAGGCGCCUCUGCUUUAGUUCACUGAUUGUUUGAUGUCACCGAUCCCAAUCAGCAACCCACUUGAAGAUGAAGGAGAGACUCAGGGAUUCAUUUUCUACACCACAGGCUAGACUCAGUAAUGGUAGCUGCGUCGUCUUUUUUUUUAUGAUCAAAGGGAAAUGAAUAUUACCCAUUUUAGGGUUUUACAUUCUCACUGUGUAUGAGAAUAAAUCGUAAGGAAGGCACAAAGACAAUCUUUGGUGAGGAUUGCUCUGCUGAUAUUGAACCGCUAGGUGGGAGCAUUGUGAUACUCAUUUAAAGAGGCAGGUUCAUCUGACUGGGCUGAAGCCAGCCGGUAUUAACAUCAAACACUCCGUUAUUUGCAAAACAGAUCUUUUUUUCUGGGCACACAUAUGUGGGCACCUGUACGGUGGCUUAUCCUGUUAGUGAAACACUUCACGCCUCGGCUCAUUUCGCUCUACAGAAUUUGCUGAACUCUUGACACAAAGAUUUGACACGCACCUGUGUCUGCGUAUCAACUGCACACGUCGACGAUGGCGCGUUGUGGCGUCACAUUCGUUCUUAGAGUCUGACUUACAAAAUAUGUUGCGUGAAUACAAAGUUAUUUUUUCACUUGAGACAAAAGCGUUUGGUUGUAUUUAUUUUCCCAUACAGAGUUCCCUUUUUUAAAAGCGGUGAUCAAUUUCAAAGACUCACCCACAUAGGCACAGCAUUCUGACCCAUGAUUACAGUCACCUGACCAGGGGCUUAAGUAGAGUUUCUUUGAAACAUAAAAAUUGAGAAAUACUGUUUCUUGGGCUCAAUCUGUUUAAGGUAAGGAAAAUAAGACAUCCCACUGCCCAGAAGUCUCCUUCGUGAUAUGAUGAUCACUUCAAUGAGCUGCCUGGAAAUAAAUAAAACACAAUGCAUAGGAUGUA
Messenger RNA from Pungitius pungitius (ninespine stickleback), 2711 nucleotides. RefSeq lists its product as uncharacterized. Lineage: Eukaryota; Metazoa; Chordata; Actinopteri; Perciformes; Gasterosteidae. The transcript has 13 exons. The record is from RefSeq and is a predicted model, not a curated record. Bases 260 to 1747 code for a protein of 495 amino acids.